This is a messenger RNA of Porites evermanni, 534 nucleotides long. Lineage: Eukaryota; Metazoa; Cnidaria; Anthozoa; Scleractinia; Poritidae. The record is from the annotation of a GenBank genome assembly.
GGUGGUUGGCUUCUCGUCUCAAGACUUGUGUUGAGCAGCUCAACUCCCCCGUCUCGUCUGCCAGUGAAGAAUUCAUACCGUGGAAUAAGCAGCAAACAAGUUUUUCUCACAACAACCGCCAUGAAAGAGCUAAGAAAGGUCCUGCCUUUCACUCAGAUAAGAUUCCUUUGCAAGAAAAAGAGACCUGGACGAACAUUCCACAUCACUACGGCCGCUAAUUCCAAAGGCGAAGCUGUCGUCCAGUUCUUUAGCGGUGCUACAGAUGCUUUCCCUGCUUCGUGUGGCUCUUUUGUCAUAAUGAACAAUGACAACUCGAGAUUGGCAAGACUUUGUAAUAAGUGGGGAAAUGAAAGAGGCUCUUACUAUGUGGCUAAAUGGGGUCAUGACGGAAUGGAUAGAGAAAGUCGGCUGUACAAUCUCGUUGCCUUUGUAAGAGCCUCUUAUCACUGGAUGAACGUAGGAGGCAGUUGUGAAUGCGAUGAUUAUAGUAGAAGUGUGUCGUCUGGUGAUUUUUGGAAAGUCUAUGUUCGAUAG